ACUGACCGUGUUACUCGCCCCGCAUCACACUCAGCUGUAGCUUCUGCAAGUCCGAGUUCAGUUACAACCCUAAACACUUCGAAGUCUGUUUUCAAACCCCGAAAGCCUGUCUACUUGGCCAAAUUCAUUGUUCGCACACUGAAGGAAGCAGGUCAACAGGUGGCUUUUGCACGUACGCUAGAUUCCCUCGGUAUUGAUGUAUGUUGUCUGUCAGAAACAAGGACGCAGGACGCAAAUACUGUGAUCGAACUGAUUGCCCCCUGGCUCUGCUCCAGGUUCCGGCUGCGCACCUCUGGUGAUGCAGAAGCCACUGCAGGUGGAUAUGGUGGGCACAGGAUCGUACAAAGGUGGCUGGAUAUGCUGUGCGAAGUUCAAUAUCCGGCUACAUCAAGACGCGUUAUGUCUGUGUUUCGACUGCCUUCCCCGUCUCGUGCGUCCACCAGGAGCGGACUGUCCACGCAAGGAUUGAUGAUAGAACUGGACCUCCCCCGUAUAAAGAAUAAAAAUUUAGAGCUGGAGGCAGAUNGUCCCCAGCCAAACACA
Molecule: messenger RNA, 543 nt
Organism: Opisthorchis viverrini
Lineage: Eukaryota; Metazoa; Platyhelminthes; Trematoda; Opisthorchiida; Opisthorchiidae
Exons: 2
Source: RefSeq, a predicted model, not a curated record